This is a messenger RNA of Coregonus sp. 'balchen', 5289 nucleotides long. NCBI's taxonomy places the organism in Eukaryota, Metazoa, Chordata, Actinopteri, Salmoniformes, Salmonidae. The record is from the annotation of a GenBank genome assembly.
AUGGCCGCCUCCGUCCGGGAAAAGCAGGCAGGUCUGUGGUUUCGUUAAUAGAUUUUUCCUGAAAAUAGGCUGUCGAAUUGUGGCUUCACAUUGUAAAACCGACUAUUUUCUCUGACCCUAGCCUGUUGAAUAAAAUACGAACUUCCACGAAGGCCACCAGCCAUCUUCAUGAGAAAAUCAAUGCUAAGCUAACGUAUUAGCUACCUAACGAAAACGUUACAAUAAUAUUAUAAUAAAGUGGCAACAAGUCGGAUGGCUAACCUACACUUACCACUACUCAUGAAUUCACUAGACACUUUGAUGUGGUUGUCAUGUCAAGGAACAGGAGUGCUACGCAGUGAAUGACUGACAGAAAAAGCUAAACUGACUGCUGUAUCGUUCAUUUGGAUGGGUGGCUAACUUGCUAGCUAGCAAUCUAGCUAUUUCACUCAUCUUAACUAUUUCACUCAUUGAGUGGCAGAAAUGGUAUGGCAAAGUCCCAGUUCCCCCAGUCCUGUGCCAUGUUUAGUGGGGCGAAAGUGGUGACUGUCCGAAGGGUUUGGGGGUGUGGUGGGAUGUGCAGCACAUAUUGCACAAAUAUUUUAUAUUUUACAUAAUCUUAAACAUUGGCCAAGCAUGACUUUAUACAGUAUUCUUCUGUGUCCCUAGCUGCCUUGAAGCGCAUGCUGAAUUUCAACGCUCCUCCGUUGAAAAACACUGCUGCUGAGCCGGUAUGGAAGGUGCUGAUCUACGACAGGUUUGGCCAGGACAUAAUCUCCCCCCUACUGGCGGUCAAAGAACUACGGGACAUGGGGAUCACUUUGCACUUGUGAGUAACUCACAAUUUGACAUAACUUUUAAAAAUCUAUUAAUCCCCUUCACAAAAGGUAAAUGUUGAGAAAACUAAAAUCAUGAUACACCAGACAAAGAAUUGAAGAGGCUGGUCUUCAAUGUAUUUUAUAAUUCUCUAUAGGUUGCUUCAUUCAGACAGAGAUCCCAUCCCGGAUGUGCCAGCCAUCUAUUUUGUUAUGCCGACAGAGGAGAACAUUGACCGGAUAUGCCAAGUAAGCAUCCCUCACUCAGAAUAUCAAUAUUACAUCAUCAGCUAUGAUUAAACUCAGGAUAGUUCUAGAGAUGAUAAGAAAAAUGUAUUGGGCCACUGAGCCUAUGCAUUUGGUGGCCUUGGCCAGAUAAAAUUAUUUGUUGUCCAAACGUUACAUCCCAGACAUGUAACAUCCUACCAGUCAGUAUAUUGUUACAUUCCAUUCCAUUGUUUUGUUUUAUUUUUCUCAGGAUCUUCGUAACCAGCUGUAUGAGUCAUACUAUUUGAACUUCAUCUCAGCCAUAUCCAGAAGUAAACUAGAGGAUAUUGCCAGUGCAGCUCUCUCAGCCAACGCUGUCACCCAGGUUACCAAGGUGAGUCUACCACAUACUAGUUCACCUCCAGGUUGCGUCUCAAAUGGUACCCUAUUCCCUAUAUAGUGCACUACUUUUUUUCCUGUAGGGCUCUGGUCAAAAGUAGUGUAUUAUAUAUGGGAUAGGGUGCCAUUUGUGACUCCGUCCUAGUCAUUUUCUAAAACUCAACACAUUACAGGGUAUUGGACAGCCUUGUAAUAGUAAGGUAUUUUUUGCUUUCGUAGGUGUUCGAUCAGUAUUUGAAUUUCAUCACACUCGAAGAUGAUAUGUUCAUCCUCUGUAAUCAAAAUAAAGAGCUCAUCUCCUACCAUGGUAAGUUAAUUGGAUUCAGAAACGGGGCUAGAUUGCACUUUGCCAUUUUCAUCAGAUCUUAUUCUUGAUUAGCUGGCAUGAUUGUAUUUGACUUCCUGUUUUCCUAUUCCCUUUUGAUUAGCAAUUAACAAACCGGACAUCAUGGACACAGAGAUGGAGGCCAUCAUGGAUACGAUAGUAGACAGCCUCUUCUGCUUCUUUGUCACUCUGGGUGGGUCUUUCAACAAAAUAUUAUUAAUGCCACAAUACUAUUGAGACUGCUCGAGAGAACAUUGCUUUGGUAUUUCAAAAUACUGUAAGAUUGUUUCAUUUACUCAGGUGGUACCUGGUUGUACCAUUUUCUCCCUGCUAGAUGGCAGCGUCACUUUUGUUAUUACUCACUUGAAUCGAAGCAAUACCAAGAAAAUAUUUCCUAGAGAGGAAAACUAUUUGAAAGUAAAGGCCAAGGGUGUUGUCUGAAAAUGUGACUAUAUGACACAUUGAGCAAAGCAAACCCACUGCAUGCCUACCUUGCAGGUUGUAUACGAUUCUCAGUUUUAUCCUCAUGGGAUUCACAGCACAUCCUCAUAUUCUCUAUAGACAAGCUCUGCUAAAGUCUUCAAUGCCCUCUAUUGGCAGCUAACACAUCUGUUUUGUUUUCUUAGGUGCUGUCCCCAUAAUCCGCUGUCCAAGAGGGAAUGCUGCGGAGAUGGUCGCAGUGGUGAGCAUCAUCCUUCCUCAUUUAUAACUCUCUGAAGUCUCCUCAGCCGCUGUCAGGGGCCGAGUCUGUCUGUCAGUUUGAAUACUCUUUGUAUUACGUCUUGGCAGUGCAGACACGGCUGGGAGAGGGAGAGUAGUACCCAUCCCCAGUGGGUACAGUGAAAGGAGAAAUUAGUAAUUUGAGGACGACAUCCAAAUCCACCCACCUCCAGAAUCUCACCGUUUGCAGACAGUAUUUGCAGGUAGAUUCUUGAUGUGGGGAGGAAUGUUGAUGCAGUCGGUGUUGAAGCUGAUCCUCCAAGAGCCUUAAUGGAUGGAUGCAGUGUUGUUACUCUAGUCACACAGCACUGCUCUUUGUUCCCUAUACUGUAUUGCUGUGUUGUGGUGGGGGUCUCUCAGUGGAACGCUGCAGGACUGUGUGCUUAGUGUAUAUCCGGUUAAGAAGAUGUAAUGACUAAAAUGUAAUGUAAGGCCUCUUACCUAGCUACAUAAGAGGCAAAACUAUCUAACCCAGUUUCUCUGUUUGUUGCAGAAACUUGACAAGAAGCUGAGGGAGAACCUGCGAGACGCCAGAAACAGCCUGUUCACUGGAGACAACAUGGGGGCCGGCCAAUUCAGGUGGGUCAGGGUGCAGACUAGUACACUGGGUAUGAACCAUAAAGAGAGCAGACUAGAUGAAGACAUUAAUAUCAUGAUUCUGUACGGUACCACGGAAGGCCUACUCCAUUCUCUAAGACGAACACAUAAAAUGGCUUCCCACACACACACUGUGCUACACAAUGUCUUUGUCUAACUCUGAGGUGGAAAUGUGCUAUCCUGCUUUUCUCCUCUCCUCUGCUCUCCAGACCCACUGAGUAGUUAGCUUCGCUAAGUGGUGGAUGAAGUGAAAACAGUCAUGCCUCCUCUGGGAAGCUCUAAGUAGGAUCCAUUUCAAGUCUUCUUUUGUUUCAGCUUUGGUGGAGCAGAGAGAGAGCCUAGCCAGUGGGGAACUCUGGGUACAUUUAUCAUCCUCUUGUUUUAUCUCUCUCUCUCUCUCUCCCUCUGUCUGUUUGUGUCUCUCUUUCUCUUCAGCUUCCAGAGACCCCUAUUUGUACUCGCUGACCGCAACCUGGAUCUUGCCACCCCCCUCCACCACACAUGGACCUACCAGGCCCUCAUCCACGAUGUGCUGGUAAGACUAACAGGAAGCCAGGGAUACAGGGGGAGGGAGAGAGGAGCACAUCUGUCUGUCAUACUCCCACCACUCUGUUAUGAUGGACUUAACAGACACAUCAUACACUUUGACAAAAACUAAGGGCUUACCUAUGAGACUUGACUAAUUUAUGGUGAGUGGUGUUAUUGGGUAUAUGGUUGUUUUAACGCUCUGUGUAGGAUGAACUAUGAGUAUGAACGGCUCGGCUCAGAAGUAUGAAUAGGGUAUAUAUAUAUAUAUACCCCAUGGUGUGUGAUUUUUCAAGGUAGUGCUACUGCAAUUACUUUGUGUGUAAGACAAAGAAGAGGGUAAAUGCUGUGGUAUGUGCUCAGUGCAGUGACCUGUGCCAGAGGUCGUAAAUAUUUGUGAGGAACCAUUUUCCAGCAUCCCUGCCUUAAAAUUAUUUCUGGUGUAGAAUGUACGAAUCUGUCUCCUCUCCCUCCCUUAGUUUUUAGGAUUGCGUGUCCUUUGUUUUAACCUCAAUAUAUUUAUGAUAACGGUUGUUAUUUUGAAUGUAGGUAUUAUGAUGAUGUAAGUAGGUAUCAAUGUUUAUCCCAGAGGUAUCUAUGGACCAGUCUUUUUUCCGAUGAUGUGAGCAGAAAUAUGACCAGACUACACAUCCAAAGGAUCUCUGCCAGCCGCCAACCACCAUCCCAACACUGAAAAACACAAUCACUCAGAAAUGACUCUAUUUGCAGUAGUAGAAAUGAUUUUGCUGUGUGUGUGUGUGUGUGACUAAUGUAUUUCUGUGUGUGUCCCUAGGAUUUCCACCUGAACAGGGUCAGUAUGGACGAGUCUGUGGGGUCAGAAGCCUCUCCUUCCGGAGCCAGACCCAAGAAGAAGAACAAGAAGAGUUAUGACCUCACAGCCGCAGACAAAUUCUGGCAGAAACACAAGGGCAGGUUAGGAACUCACUUGUGAUGAUUACUGAUUUAGAGGUAGCUUGUGGCCGACGCUUUACAACUAGGUAGCAACAGUAUAUUCCAAGCUUUGCUUGUUAGAAACUCCAUUCCAUUGGCUAAAGUGUGAUUAAACUGCUGAUUUAGAAGGUAGUCUGCAUUUGAUGCUUUAUAACUCAAUAGUAACAGUAUAUUUCAAACGAUUAUUAAAGUUAUGCUUUAUAACUCAGUAGCAACAGUAUAUUUCAAGCUUUGCUGUAGUGAAGUUAUUCUUGGCUGAGGGGUUGUUUUGACUCUUCCAGCCCGUUCCCGGAGGUGGCUGAGUCUGUACAGGAGGAGUUAGACACGUACCGAGCCCAAGAGGACGAGGUGAAACGCCUCAAGAGCAUCAUGGUAAGAAGGCACACAGGUGGUUUUAUAGAGCGGUUCAAUUAAGUAGUCUCACUGAAAACAAUGGACUUCACUCACACUUGCAUAUUCCCCACUAAAAUAACACUUUUUGUCUUCUCCAGGGGUUGGAGGGUGAGGAUGAGGGAGCCAUUAGUAGUAUUAGUAUGUCAGACAACACCGCAAAACUUACCUCAGCUGUCAGGUGAGCAUCAUUGUAGAAUAUACAGUAUUUAUCUGUAUUAUUAUUUAUUUAUUCAUUGCUGCGCCAUUAUUGACAGUGCUUAGUCUGUACCAAAACUGUUCUGUGUUUCCUCUACUAGCUCCCUACCAGAGCUUCUGGAGAAGAAGAGGCUGAUUGACCUCCACACUAACGUAGCCACCGCCGUUCUGGAUCACAUUAAG